AUGCAGUCAGAGACUACUAGUACUGCUCUCAUCGGCACGGGCUCAGGCCCAGUCGCGUCUUAUCACCCACUCUUCGCGAUGGAGGAGGCAGAUGUAGUACUGAGUUCUUCGAACGGCGUCCUCUUUCGUGUACCAUCAGUGACCCUCAAGAUGACAUCUGGCUGGUUCCGGACGAUGUUCAAACUCCCUCAAUCCGCAUCUACUACUCGAAGCAACGCGACCGAGACCAUCGCGCUGUCUGAAGACUCUUCGACUUUGGAACCGCUCCUGCGCAUGAUAUGCGGGCUCCCAGUGCCGCUUUUGACCACUUGGGACGAAGUCGAUCCGAUUCUCGCGGCCGCAGAGAAGUACGACUGUCCUGGCGUGCAUAGCAUCGUCCGCAUCCUGUCGCACACCGCUACCUUCAUGGAUCAACCACUUCGCUUGUACACCGCGGCGUGUCGAUAUGGAUGGCAUGAAGAAGCCAUGCUUGCCGCUGAGAUGUCACUUGUCCUCGAUCUCAACGAUCCUAUCUACUACGUGGACCUCGUGAAGCUAAGGACGCCAGCUCUCCUCGCCCUUCAGGGACUUCACCGCGCGCGUUUAGUGGCCUUCCGCGACGCCCUGAAUCAGCCUCCCUUCCUCACUCCUGCGCAAAUGGCGGAUACCGUGAGCCAGCGGUGCAGUCGUUGCUCGGAGCCCUUCGAGUAUGGUGCCUGGCGGGACCUCAAGUACGCGAUGGAACGUGAGCUCGAACGGCGCCCGAUGGGCGAUACUGUUCUCACAGGGCUUGAGGAGUGGGCGGUGGCAAAGAUCUGCUGGAGCUCGCAGUGCAAACGACCGCAGUGCACGGCGCAUGUGUACGAUCGCAUCAGUAGCUCACGAGCAAUCCGCGAGACCAUUGAGGGUCUUCCAAGAGCAAUAGAGAUUCCAAUGGACUGA
Molecule: messenger RNA, 921 nt
Organism: Peniophora sp. CBMAI 1063
Lineage: Eukaryota; Fungi; Basidiomycota; Agaricomycetes; Russulales; Peniophoraceae
Source: the annotation of a GenBank genome assembly